CCUCAGACCGAUCCCAGCCAUGGCCGCCGCUAGCUCCGAUCCCGCUGCCGCCUCUGCCGGGUGUCCGCGCCCCGUGUCCCCCGAGGAGGAGGAGGAGGAGGAGGGGGAGAGCAGCGGGGGGGAGUCGGACAGCCUGCGGGGCCCCUCCGGGAGCAGCACGGGGGCCAGCUCGGGGACGGAUGACGGAUAUUGCAGCGGCAGCAAGAGCGGGCGGAGCCUGGAGGGAGAACCGCUCAGCCGGAUGGACUCCGAGGACAGUAUAAGUAGUACGCUGAUGGACGUGGACAGCACAAUAUCCAGCGGGCGUUCAACUCCCGCCAUGAUACUCUGCCAUGGGCUGCCUGCCUCUUCCAGUAAAAGCAUUUCCUACAACUGCCUCUGGGACCAGUGUCAGACCUGUUUCUCCUCCAGCCCCGACCUUGCAGAACACAUCCGAUCCAUUCACGUGGACGGGCAACGCGGUGGGGUGUUCGUGUGCUUCUGGAAGGGAUGUAAAGUCUAUAACACGCCAUCCACGAGUCAGAGCUGGCUGCAGAGACACAUGUUAACACACAGCGGCGAUAAACCCUUUAAGUGUGUGGUGGGGGGCUGCAAUGCCAGUUUUGCAUCUCAAGGAGGAUUAGCACGUCACGUCCCAACACAUUUCAGCCAGCAGAACUCUUCCAAAGUGUCCUCUCAUCCAAAAUCCAAAGAGGAGUCACCAUCCAAAGCUGGACUCAAUAAAAGGAGGAAGCUGAAGAACAAGAGGAAGCGUUCCUUGUCGUCACUAGGAUCCUCUCAAUAUUCUGCUGCCACAGUACAGCUGAAAGCCAGACCACAUGAUUUUUUUGAUGCGCAAACGCUGGAUGCCAUAAGACACCGCGCCAUCUGUUUCAAUCUUUCUGCUCAGAUUGAAAGCUUGGGGAAUGGACACAGUGUUGUCUUUCACAGCACGGUGAUUGCAAAACGGAAAGAGGACACAGGGAAGAUAAAAGUCUUACUACACUGGACACCUGAGGACAUUCUCUCUGAUGUCUGGGUGAAUGAGAGUGAGCGACAUCAGCUGAAAACUAAAGUCGUCCAUUUAUCCAAACUCCCAAAAGACACAGCGCUGUUACUGGACCCGAACAUCUACAGAAAUUCUAGUAAAAGAAUUCCACAGAGUGGAGCCGCCUGAUCGAUAGCUGCUCUGUACGCCUUGUGCUGAAUUGUGUUGUGGGAGAAGCAAAACGAAACAUACCGUCUGUGAUCGCUGACAUCUCUCGCCUGCAGCGUCCUUCCCACGCUGUCUGCGCUCUGUUUAAACCUUGAGUCAAUGCUCAUAUUGCUUCGCUGUUGUUGACAAUGUCCGCUUCUCAUGCAUCCUCAUAACCCUGUUCGAUUCACGGAAACUGACCGUCUCUUCUGGCAAAUUAAGGCUUUGCAUGUGCGCUGUGUCGAGAUGGCUUUCUUUAGUUCAUUGUCUGCAGUAACUUUUACUUGGUAGAUUGGACCCAAAUUUUAGAAAUCAAACUAUGGCCAGUAUUUGGAAGCCCAAUCACACUCCACGAGAGAAUAAAUGACCCCAGUUUGGGUUGAAUGUGUAUCUCUGACUAAAAUACGCCUGAGCUAAAUGAACUUGCUCUUCAUCUGGCGUUUAAUUAAAUAAAUUCAAAUAUUUUGAUCAAAACAAAAACAAAACUAUUUUGAUAACAUCUAGUUAACAAACGUAUUAUGCACCAAAGUAUGUUCUAUGAAGAUAGAUGAUGGCUGACUAUAUAUUUUUUAAUUUACCUAUGAAUUGGACUCUGUGCUAUUUGCCCAAUGCUUGCAUUUGUUAGUGUUUGCUUGUACAUAAUACAGCAGAUUUGUAAUAUAUUUUUAUAUUCUGAAAUAACUGUAGAUUUUCGCAUUAGCUUUAUCUUAUUUUUUUUUUUUUUGCAGCAUAAGAAUUAUUGUAAAGAUUGCUAGAAUUGAUCUGGACUAAAUUCAUUUUCCGCUAGUUUUGCCAGAAGUGUUUUUUUGGUUGUAUUUUUUUAAAGCACCUUUAUCAGAUAAAAUUUAUGUUCUAAUAAUUAUUAGUUAUGAUUUAAGACCUCGGAUAAAGAAGCCCAAAAUAUUUCCAGUUGACCUUUUUAGGUGUGAUAAAGAUAUAUAUAAUGGAUAUCAGAUCAUCUAGUUUAAGAGAUUUUGUCGUUCGUUAAUGAUUAACGAACAGAUUAUGUAAAUGUCUUGUUUAUUUGUGAGAGAAGUUUAAAGGACCCUUGGUGAUUUUGGUACCAGGAAGUUCUUAGCGCUGCCGCUGGGUAUUACACGCCUGUAUGUCUGCAGAGCCUGAUCUUCUAAUCUGAGCUGGUAUGAGAAAGUACCCGUCUCCUGCUCAUACCAAGUCGGGACUUGAUUGAUUGGAUGAGAGUGACGGUUGAUAUUCAGCUUAAGCUAAUGAAUAUUGGCAGUUUGCUUUGAGAUGCCAUGAGUGCUUUACUAUACCAGCUCAGUCUGGAGCGACCGUGGGCACCUGCCAGAGACAAGAUUCUUAAACGGUUUGACUAUUUAACCUGGUAGCUCCUGGCACCAUAACCCCUAUAGAAUGCUGUGUUGGUGCUAAGAGUAUCGCUUUAAAGAUGCAAGUAUGUCAUGUGUAAUUCGAUAGCUCUAUAUAAUGGGAUUUCUAUUAAUAUUUAGCUGUGUGAGCGAGAGACAGCUAAGGAGGGACACAGACCCCACAAUAUGGCUGCAGACCCCCAUUAUUGCCAUUAGGUAACUGAUAAAGGAAUGGGUAGGUCGCCAGGCUGCACCAGGCCCUUGAUGUUCUGGAGCUCGCACUGUAUUCGAGAAAAGUGUUAACUGUUUGAACUCCUUCUGGUCUAAACUCAACAUCUCAUAUUGUGUUCCUUUAGCCGUGGGAUAGUGGAAAUAAUACGCCUCAAGCACUUCAUACCCUUCCCAUCGCUACAUUUACUGAUCCCUUGACAUUUGGUCAAUUUCUUUUGAUAAUCUUGUAUAAUGACUAAUUGUGUCGUAGUUAUUUUUAUUAAAUAAUGUGAUUUCUAUAAAAUUUUGGUGGAAUCUUGUUUUGCAAUAAAAUAAUAGAAAGUU
Pelobates fuscus (common spadefoot toad) is the source of this 3057-nucleotide messenger RNA. It is a transcript of the gene AEBP2, whose product is annotated as AE binding protein 2. Gene Ontology annotation, cellular component: ESC/E(Z) complex. The record is from RefSeq and is a predicted model, not a curated record. Gene Ontology annotation, biological process: regulation of transcription by RNA polymerase II. Bases 20 to 1156 code for a protein of 378 amino acids. NCBI's taxonomy places the organism in Eukaryota, Metazoa, Chordata, Amphibia, Anura, Pelobatidae. The transcript is spliced from 11 exons.